AUGCUGAUCAGAGAGAUCGAGGCUAAAGAUGUUGGGCUUUUCAAAGCUAUGGAACUAUCGAGGCUAGUGCUUGAUGUUUUUGCUCAAGAGAACUAUUCUGAGGUAUUGCUAGGACCUCUAUACAUAAAAGAACUUCGGUCUGAAAGCCGGACCACUUUUCGCUACAAGAAGCUGGUCCUGUUUUUCGCGUUGGACUUGUGGAAAAGAGCAAAGCUAUGCAAUAAUCGCAACUGGGAAGUAAUUGGUGACAGUGGCGAUUUAAUUGGGUUCAGUUCAUGGAAUGUUCCUAUCGGUUCGAAGACCCCGCCUUCCAUAUGGACUACAGCGUACAGAUGGAUAAUAGAGCGUGCGGUUAGUCUUGGAGAGUUCCUUUUGUGCCUUGGCGAUGGCAAAGACUCACUUUUGGCGCAAGGAAAGGCAUUAGGUUCGGUCACAGCGCAGAUGGAUGAUGAGAUAGGAUGGCUGAAAGUCCCUGAAGCAACGCUGGCGCAUUUUGACAAUGACAAGCUUUCAAAAACCAUAUACCAUCGCAAACAAAUGUGGUGGUGCAGCAAAAUGGUUAUCGACCCCAAAUAUCAGCGUCAAGGAUACGGUUUCAAACUCUUCAAGCAUUGUCUCGAUAAUAUUGAACCUUACCGGCCUAUAUUUGAGGACGGAGACGUAAAAAUCACCGCUCCGGCAAAGUAUGGACUUUGCUCUAGUGAAAACGGUCGAAGGCUCUAUGAAAAGUUUGGGUUCAGGCUCUACAAGACCGCAUCCAGGUAUGUCGGCGACGUCAAGCUGGAGAGGCCUAUUUACAUUAAGAACUAUUCAGAGCCUCUUUACCAAUUCUGA
Molecule: messenger RNA, 834 nt
Organism: Wickerhamiella sorbophila
Lineage: Eukaryota; Fungi; Ascomycota; Dipodascomycetes; Dipodascales; Trichomonascaceae
Exons: 1
Coding region: 1-834 (277 amino acids)
Molecular function (GO): acyltransferase activity, transferring groups other than amino-acyl groups
Source: RefSeq, a predicted model, not a curated record